Effrenium voratum is the source of this 1936-nucleotide messenger RNA. Lineage: Eukaryota; Dinophyceae; Suessiales; Symbiodiniaceae. The record is from the annotation of a GenBank genome assembly.
AGAAACCUUGGCUCAACCGCGAGAAAAGCCUCGCCGGUGGCGGUCUUCCGCGGGGCCCGGCGGCUCGCCAUGAAGCAGCUGUCGCGCUUCCGCGGUGAAUCCCCCAGCACCCCCAAAGGGGAUGGCAUGACGCUGGAGCAACUCCACCGGGACUUGGUGGACGAGAUGCAGCUGCAGCUGAAGACCCUCCGCGCUGAGCUGGUGGAGGAGUUGGUCGAUCGCCUUUGCAGGCGGAAGGAGCGGCCUCCGCCGAAGCCGAAAGGAGUGAAGGAGAUGGAUGGCAAGGAAGACUCGCAACGCUCGGAGGGCGGUCGUGGGCUUUCCUCACUGGAACGGAUCCGUCCGCCUUCCAAGCCAGCAGUGCAGCUUCUGGCUGAAGCGGCACAAGCGGCGCAAGCGGCACAAGCAGGAGGACCCGAGAUGGACGCGAGGAGAUGCUUAUUGACGGAAGUGGAUGAACAAUCCGUCAUCGACACCGCAGGUAGCGGCCUUUUCCCAGAUUGUCGCUCCGAGUCGGGGCGGGAGAUCCUGUCUCUGGCACUAGAGGCGGAGACCUGUAGAGGCAGAAUGAUCGAAUGGCUGAACAGCAACGCCUUCAACUACAUAGUGUCAUUGCUGGUUUUCUUGAACGCCAUAGUGAUCGGGGCGCAGACCAAUUACUCUGCGCAGCAUGGUGGAGCAAGCUCCAUGCCGUUGGCGGAUCCCAUCAAUCAUGCAUUUUGCUUGAUUUUCACCGCGGAGGUUUGUGCCAAGUUGUACGCAUAUGGCUGCAUACACUUCUUUUGGCAAGAUGGGGACUGGAAGUGGAACUGCUUCGACACGGUGGUCGUGCUGCUGCAAUGGGCAGAUUAUGCGGCUGAGCAAAUGCCGAACCACAUCCUUCAGGGCGGCAACUUAGGAAUGUGCCUGCGAAUGCUGCGCCUGGCGCGGAUCAUGCGCCUGGCGCGCGUGAUCCAUUUGAUGGUCGAGCUGCGCUCAAUGGUUGCAUCGAUUGUUGCAUGCCUCCGUCCCCUGAUUUGGGCAUCGGUGCUCUUUGGCAUGCUGGUCUAUGGCGUCGCGGUGACGCUCACCGAGAGCGCGAAUCACUUCCGGGCCGACCACUCGGGGGAGCCCGUGGCGGCGCUGGACCUCUACUUCUGCAGUCUCGGCACAGCCGCGAUCACCCUUUGGAUGUGCAUCACCGGUGGCAUCGACUGGAAGAACGUGGCAGAUCCGCUGAUCAACGAUGUGUCCCCGUUGAUGGGAGCCUUCAUCACCGCCUACGUGGCCUUCUCAGUGCUGGCGAUGAUGAAUGUCAUCACAGGUAUCUUCGUGGAGAAUGCUGCGGCAUUCUCGCGAGAGGAUAAGGACAACUAUGUCGUGAGCCAUGUCCUAAACCUCUUCACCAAGAGCGCUCUGAAUGAGAAGGAUGAGCUCACCUUGGAGGAGUUCCAGCGCAUGUUGGAGACCCGGGAGCUGAGAGAGCUCUUCCAGGCGGUGGACGUGGACGUCAAUGAUGCGGAGAGUCUUUUCAGGCUGCUGGACGUUGACGAGACGGGCACGCUCUCCCCCUCGGAGCUCUUGGAUGGCUGGAUUCGCCUUAGAGGUCCGUCGAAGGCCUUGGACUUAGCGGUGCUGAUGUCCGACAGUGCGCGAAUGGAUGCCAAGCUGGACUGGCUAUGCGAAGUCAUGAAUAAGCACGAGGAGGCCCUGGACGUGGCCACGGCGAAACCCCGCCGGACGUCCUUCAAGCGACAGCGCGCCACCUCCAUCGCCUUGCGCUUGAAGGAGAAGAUCCAGCAGACGCGGAGCCAAGGAUCCAGUCGCUCCUCCUCCUUGACCUAUGGCCUACGAGAGCUGCCAAAGUCGUUGCCUCUCUGAGACCACGAAUCCAUCGAUGCGUCGAAUCCACUUUUCACCCCGGAGAAAUCAGGUGGCAACGAACUCCAAUCCGUGA